CCGGUUUGAAGUAACGGAUAGGAGCGGGGGAGCACGAAGGAGCGGUUUUGCUAACUUUGCUCGCCAUGAGGAUCUUUUGCCUGUUGCAAGUUAUUUGGUUGGCUACUUGCUCUGGAUCCAGGUCCAGGAACUGGGCACAUCAUGGUGCCUCCAUGUUUGCAGACCUCACAACUGUGGAGAUGAAAGCCGUCCGGGCUUACCUCCACGGCAUUCCAGACAUGAAGUUAACGAACGCUCGUGAUGGAACUCUCAAGAAAAACAGCAUUCUCCUGAUAGAACUGCAUGUGCCGAAGAAGGUGGAAGCCCUGAGAGCUCUGGACAAUGGACAGGCUAAACCGCCCCGUGAAGCGCGUGUUGUUGUCCAGUUUGGAAAUCAGACCAAGCCCAACAUUACUGAGUACAUUGUCAGUCCUAUGCCAUACCCAAAUUCUCAUCGAGUCAAUCACUUUAAGGCUGGAAAGCCAAUCUCUUUCGACUCAAGACCUAAGACAAAUGUAGAGGAUGCUCAUAUAUACAAUUUCCUUCAGAGGGCUUUCGCAAAAGCUAACAAUUUUCUGCUUGAGACCACCGGUGGGUUUUCUUUCACUAACUGCUCCAAGUGGUGCUUGACUUUCAUAGAUGUAGCUCCACGCGGGCUGGGUCCAGGUGAGAGGAGAACCUGGAUCAUGCUGCACAAGUCUGUGGACGGUUUUUUCCUUCACCCUGUUGGGGUUGAAGUUCUUAUCAAUCACCAAGACCUGGAUCCAAAUAAAUGGACAGUUGAGAAGGUCUGGUACAACCAAAUGUACUUCAACGGUGUUGACCACCUGGUAGAAAAAUAUGAAUCGGGGGAAUUGGAAAUUGUUAAAUUGCCCAAUCACAACACAGAUGACCUCUUUUCCACCUACAUGCCCCGGGGUCAAAGCAACACUCCGACGAAUAUUUAUGGACCAAAGCUUGUGGAACCCCAGGGGCCUCGUUAUCGAGUUGACCGCAACUUUGUUGAAUAUGCAGGAUGGUCUUUCGCUUACAGAGUUAGUUCAUCAACAGGGAUUCAGAUUUUUGACCUUCGUUUUAACAGAGAAAGAAUUGCGUACGAGAUCAGUCUCCAGGAGGCAAUUUCUUUUUAUAGUGGCGACACCCCUGCUGGCAUGCAAACAAAGUAUAUUGAUUCGGGUUGGUUUAUGGGCAGCUCGAGCUUUGAACUAGCCUCAGGGAUUGACUGCCCAGAAAUUGCGAGCUUCGUCGACCUGUACCACUAUCAAGACUCAGACAAACCUGUGCGGUACAGAAAUGCCCUGUGCAUUUUUGAGAUGACCACAGCCAUGCCCUUAAGAAGGCACUUUGACAGCAACCUGAGAGGGAGCUACAAUUUCUAUGGGGGACUGGAAAACACAGUGUUGGUGCUGCGCACGACCUCGACAGUUUACAACUACGACUAUAUCUGGGAUUUUAUCUUCUACCAAAACGGUGUGGUGGAGGCAAAAAUCAGCGCCACGGGAUACAUUCACGGCACCUUUUUUACACCAAAUGGACUUCACUACGGCACAAAGGUCAACCAGCAUUUGCUGGGUAACCUCCACACACACCUCAUCCACUACAAAGUUGAUUUGGAUAUUAGUGGUCGGCAGAACAGCUUGGAGACGCUCAAUUUGGAAUUUGUCAACUUUACUAACCCCUGGAGCCCGAAGAAUUCCGUCGUCCAGUCUAAACUCCGUAGGACAGAGCACAAGACGGAGCGAUCUGCUGCUUUCCGCUUCGGCAAAACGUUGCCUCGCUAUAUAAAUUUUUAUAACCCAAACAAGAAGAAUAAAUGGGGCUACCAGAAAGGAUACCGAAUUCAGUUCAACUCACAUGCCCACAGCGUCGUCCCAAGAGGCUCGCCAGAGGAAAAAGGCAUCAGUUGGUCAAGGUAUCCUCUGGCUGUGACACGUUACAGGGAUAGUGAAGGUGCCAGCAGCAGCAUUUAUGCACAGGGCGAUCCCUGGGAGCCUGUUGUUAACUUCGAGGACUACAUCAACAAUGAAGACAUAGUUAACAAGGAUCUGGUUGCCUGGGUGACUGUCGGCUUCCUGCAUGUGCCUCACUCAGAAGAUAUCCCCAACACAGCAACACCAGGCAACGCCGUGGGCUUUUUCCUACGCCCGUUCAAUUUCUUUGAUGAAGACCCCUCACUGUCAUCGCGCAGUGCCAUUAUUGUCCGACCAGUCAAGGACGGCAAAUCUCACAUCCAGAGAUGGACACCUGAUGUUGUGGGUCAUUGCGUGACCGACAAACCCUUCUAUUAUAAUGGUACCUAUGCUGAAGUCUAGAGCGGAGAUCAGUGACCAUCGAGGACAAGAUUGGUGACACGGUAUUAUAUGCAUGUGGUGAAAGAGAUUCUGGGCUAAUUUGUUUGUUUAAAAAUCUUCCUUUGAAGCUGUCAUCAUGUAUUUUUCUUUUUGUAUAAUUUUAGCAAGAAUAAAUAUCUAACAACUAAUCUUGCGAUUAUACAAAAAGGCGGUACAGUUGAAAUGUAACGUUAUUCAGAGAAUUAACACUUCUUCUGGUUAUCAAUUCGCGCACAGGCAUAGUAAUAGUUAGUCCUAGUUAUUAACCAAUCACAGGCUGUCUCAAAUACACCAUGCCAUCUAGUACUAAGAAACUCUGUCAAUGCCUAUACAAUCAACAGUGAAGUGAACUUACUAUUAGUACUAAUACGCAAGGUCCUUAGCAACGUGCUCUGGUGGUAACAAAACAAACUUUUUGAUUGGCAGUGAGCCACUGUGUGCUCCGCCCACUUCUUAAGCUGGGGUGUGGGACUGAAGACGGCGUCACAAAACUAUGGCAACACUUGAGGAGCGAGUUUGAAAUAGCUAUUGGUAAAUUGCCGCUUCUGACAGAAUGUGGAACGGCUCGUCACGAGACGCAUCUCCAAAUCAUAAAAAAAAA
This is a messenger RNA of Cynoglossus semilaevis (tongue sole), 2910 nucleotides long. RefSeq names its product amine oxidase copper containing 1 (gene aoc1). NCBI's taxonomy places the organism in Eukaryota, Metazoa, Chordata, Actinopteri, Pleuronectiformes, Cynoglossidae. The transcript is spliced from 5 exons. The record is from RefSeq and is a predicted model, not a curated record. Gene Ontology annotation, biological process: response to antibiotic; amine metabolic process. The coding region runs from base 66 to 2291 and encodes 741 amino acids. Gene Ontology annotation, molecular function: diamine oxidase activity; primary methylamine oxidase activity; copper ion binding. Gene Ontology annotation, cellular component: plasma membrane.